Molecule: messenger RNA, 2200 nt
Organism: Conger conger (European conger)
Lineage: Eukaryota; Metazoa; Chordata; Actinopteri; Anguilliformes; Congridae
Product: arginine and glutamate-rich protein 1
Exons: 4
Coding region: 256-1074 (272 amino acids)
Cellular component (GO): mitochondrion; nucleoplasm
Molecular function (GO): cadherin binding
Source: RefSeq, a predicted model, not a curated record
GAAAGGACCGAACGCAUAGCAUGCUGGGAAAAGGGAAAGAUUCGCCAUCUUGCUUGGACGAAUGGCUAGCUAGUUAGCGGCUUGUAAGAAUAAUCACGUUUCUGUGCAAAUAGACAUCUUAAACAUUGUUGCCUCAUCGCCUCGUACCGAGAUAGGCGUACCAAGUAGCAGGGUAUAUGCAUGCUAAAUCUGGUGCUAUUUAAGGCUCAAACAUCGUGAUUGAGAAGUAGUAACUUGAGGUCUGAAAAAGCGGUCAUGGGCCGUUCCAGGAGUCGUAGCUCUUCCCGCUCCAAACACUCGAAAAGCAGUAAGCACAAUAAGAAACGGAGUCGCUCCCGGUCGCGAUCCAGAGACAAGGAGAGGGCCAAAAAGCGAUCGAAGUCGCGGGAAGCAAAGAGGAACCGGCGCCGGGAAUCACGCUCACGCUCCCGGUCAGCCACAGCGUCCUCCCGCAGAGAGAGGGAACGGGAGAGAGCCGCUUCGCCUCCUGAAAGAAUUGACAUUUUCGGUCGGACGCUGAGCAAGAGGAGUGCCCUGGAUGAAAAACAGAAGAAGGAAGAUGAGGAGAAAAAGGCCGAAGUGGAGAGACAGAGGAAGAUCCGCCAGCAGGAGAUCGAGGAGAAGCUGAUCGAGGAGGAGACGGCGCGGCGCGUGGAGGAGCUGGUGGCCAAGCGGGUGGAGGAGGAGCUGGAGAAGCGCAAGGACGAGAUCGAGCGGGAGGUGCUGCGGAGGGUGGAGGAGGCCAAGCGCAUCAUGGAGAGGCAGCUGCUGGAGGAGCUGCAGAAGCAGAGGCAGGCUGAGCUGGCCGCGCAGACAGCCAGAGAGGAGGAAGAAAAAUCCAAACGGGAGGAACUGGAGAAGAUUUUGGAGGAGAAUAAUCGUAAGAUCGCUGAAGCUCAAGCCAAACUGGCUGAGGAGCAGUUGAAAAUAGUGGAGGAGCAGAGAAAGAUUCACGAGGAGCGGAUGAAAUUAGAGCAGGAGAGGCAGCGGCAGCAGAAGGAGGAACAGAAAAUGAUCCUGGGGAAGGGGAAGUCACGGCCCAAACUGUCCUUCUCUCUGAAGGCGGUGGAGUGACGCUCGCCCACCGCCCCCCCCCCCCCCCAAAGACCAACCCGCUCAGCGUAUGGUAGCUUCAUGUUGAAGUGUUCCUCGAAAAGUCUGGCUCGUCGUUCGUACUCCUCUGGGCUGCGCUCAGAAGUCUCUUCUGGGGAAAACGGAAAACGAGAGGAGGCGUACUGUCCUAAAACCCUGACUGUCCCCCCUGCUAACCCUAUGUGUCUCGUUAUUCAUUUUGAAACUUUUUUUGUUUUGUUUUAUUUUAUUUUUAACUCAACUUAGGAAACUUCCAUUCAGACUCCACCCAGUCUCUUAUCGUGGUUCAUAAUAAACUUCUUUUUUUUAAUGACCCUAGUUAAGUGGGGGAGUGAAAUGACACAAGACAUGUUGUAGUGUGAGAAGACGUGUAGUAACACAUUUAGUCAUGUGAGUAAAGGUUCUGAGUGCUGAUUGGGGAUUAGCCUGGGUCCAUGGUAAUGAGAGAGAGGCCAGGGUCUGGGAUAAAAGGGCUCCUCUGAAGACGUAGGGUGGCCGGUUACCCCGCACCUGAGGAUCUGAGAAAACUCACCAGCUGGUUUCCACAUCACUGUUGUGUGCAGUACUUCAGCUCAUUAGCAUCUGCUCUGUAGUCUGUUUUUAAACUAUAUAACCAUCAUUUUGGAUGGGGGGAAAAUGAACAAAGAACUUACUUUAUUCGACAUGUUUUACCUCGUGUUUUUGGGCCCAGGUUAAAUACUCAAGCAGAUGGCUUUGAGAUAACGAGCUUAGUGUGUGAUGCAUAAUAUUAUAGAAUCUGUGAACGUGUGCUGUCUGUAAGAUGGUGUAUGAAUCUUUAAAAAAAAAAAAAAAUAGAAAAAGGAAAAAAAAGUCCCUCAUACAAUUUACUAUUAUCUCUUUAAAAUGUUGAUUCUGAAGGCUGACCUGGUACAGGUAAGAUUGACUUGCUGCAUGUUUGCUGGGAGGGGGGUUGUGUGUGUCUGUGUAUGUGUGUUGGUGAAUGAGAGUGCGUGUGUGCGCGUGCAUGCGUGUGAGUGUUGAGAAGGGAGGGUGGGAAUAAAAAAUUAAGUCUUUUGUGGUCGAAAGUUUGAUAUAUUUCCUUCAUCCUGGAGACUGUACAAUUCACCAAUAAAAACCAUUGAAUGCG